Messenger RNA from Botrytis byssoidea, 1602 nucleotides. RefSeq lists its product as uncharacterized. Bases 1 to 1602 code for a protein of 533 amino acids. Gene Ontology annotation, molecular function: alpha-L-arabinofuranosidase activity. Lineage: Eukaryota; Fungi; Ascomycota; Leotiomycetes; Helotiales; Sclerotiniaceae. The record is from RefSeq and is a predicted model, not a curated record. The transcript has 5 exons. Gene Ontology annotation, biological process: polysaccharide catabolic process; L-arabinose metabolic process.
AUGACGACGUUUACGAGAAUACCCGAUGGGGAGACGCCUUCGAUUAGUAUUGAUGCGUCGAGGAGGUUGUCGAAGAUCGACCCUAUGAUAUAUGGAGGGUUUAUGGAACAUAUGGGCCGUUGCAUUUACGGUGGAAUAUACGAUCCUGGUAACCCUCUCUCCGACAAACAUGGUUACCGCACAGAUGUCCUCGGUGCGCUCCGCGAACUCGAUAUUCCUGUGAUUCGCUACCCUGGUGGAAAUUUCAUCGCUACAUAUCACUGGGAAGAUGGCAUCGGGCCUAGAGAAAAUCGACCGGCUCGACCUGAACUUGCCUGGUUAGGAACUGAGACGAAUGAAUUUGGAACUGAUGAAUUCAUGCAUUAUCUCAGUGUUCUCUCAGAAGGAAAGGAAAAACGAGUCGAGCCCUAUUUCUGUCUCAAUAUGGGAACAGGAACAUUGACCGAAGCAUUGGCAUGGGUAGAGUAUUGCAACGGUACUCGAAAUACCUACUAUGCCAAUCUUCGAAGAAAGAAUGGACACGAAGAACCAUACAAUAUCAAAUACUGGGCACUAGGGAACGAAGUUUGGGGACCGUGGCAAGUUGAGCAAAUGACUGCUGAAGACUACGCCAAAAAAGCCCUUCAAUGGUCCAAAGCUCUCCAUCUCCUCGACCCAUCACUUCAGCUCAUUCUGUGUGGUGAAACAGGUCUCUCCCCCUGGGAUCUUACCGUGCUACUACCCAAUAUUCACCACAUAACCAUGCACAGUAUCCACAUCUACAGCACCUCAUCCCAACAUCUACCCAACGCCCUUUCACCCCUGCAAGCAGAAACCGCCAUUGAAUCCGCCGCCUCCCUCAUCCAAAUUGCACGCAUCCAAGCCAAGAUCCCUCCCUCAGUACCUGUCCCCAAAAUCUGCUUCGACGAAUGGAACGUCUGGGAUCCAUUGCGCGCACCCGGAGAAGAGGGCGCUGAAGAAAAAUAUACUCUAAGCGAUGCUCUAGCUGUCGGUGUAUGGUUGAAUGUUUUUAUUCGACAGAGUCGCUAUGUGGGGAUGGCAAAUUUGGCUCAGAGCGUCAAUGUCAUUUCUCCAUUGAUGACAAGUAAAGAUGGGAUUAUUAAACAAACGACUUGGUGGCCAUUAUGGCUAUAUAGUAAGUAUAUGCGCGGAUGGACUCUGGGAUUACAUGUGAGAGGUGGGGCGUACGAAGGGGUUCAGGAACCAAAGUGGUUGGGCAGUGUAGUGGGUGAACAGGGAGGAGCAAGCUGGUUGGAUGUAGCGGGAAGUAUAGAUGAAGAAGGAGUGAUUAGUUUGUGUGUUGUGAAUGUGAGCGAGGAGGAGAGUUUCGAGACGGAUUUAUUGGGGGUGAAGGGUGAGGUUGAUGUUUUCACUGUCACUGGAGAUAAUGUUAAGGUGACAAACACUGCGGAGAAGGAGGAAGUCGGUAUUAAGGAAAGUAAAUGGGACGGAAAGGGUAAAUAUACUUUUGGAAAACACUCUCUUACGAUGUUGAGAUGGGCAACGGGAGAGAAAGUUGUGGAAGUCAAGAGGGGUGAGGGAGAGAGAUUGGAUACGAGAAAGUUGGCGUGGGCGGGUGAUAGGGAACUUGAGAGAUCCUAA